CUGAAGCGCUGAUCAUCUACAGACAGUCUGAGCACAUACAGAGAGCGCAACACACUGAAAGAGAGAGACAACAUCUUUACCGAUAUAUUCUUCAGUCAUAGUUUAACUGGACAACAAAUCUCAAACUACUCAAACCUGUCAUCACAAAUCGCAAUGGAUUGUCGAAACGAAGGAUGCACUCAGCCGCAAGAUGAAGACAUCAUGGACAUUCCCCUUGACGACCCAGCCGCAAACAAGGCUGCUGCUAAGAUUCAAGCUGGUUUUCGAGGUCACAUGACCAGGAAGAAAAUGAAGGAUGACAAGCCUAGAGAAGAGAAACAACGAGAGCAGAAGUAGCUAAGAGGAGCACCAUCACCACCGCCCAAUAGCACAUCACUGCAAUAACCAGAGCUCUUUUGUUUAAAAAGAACCCUUCAGUGUAUGAUAUGAAAGCAUCAACAUCCAAACAGAGUUUGCCACCUGACUAGCAGACUCUUUCACACAUUUCUCUUCUUCCUUUAGCAUUUGAGUGGCUGUUUCUGUCUUGAAACGGUUUCACAGCAUGACAUUAUAAAUUCAGUUCAUUUAAGAUAGAAAUUUGUUCGUGAUCUGUCAGCUUUCAAAUCUGAAGAGUUUUUCUUGUUGCUUCAAGCAAGGCAAGCCAAAUACUCUGUCUGGAGAUUUGUUGAUUUGUUUGAGGUUGUGCUUUACUUCUUUGGCUGUACUGAAUCUUACAAUAUACAAGUAUGCAUUUACUAAACGUCAAUGUUUUUUCUAGCAUAAAUUUUGUUUAUGCCUGUUUAAUAAAGCAAAUUAAGUUCCACA
Ctenopharyngodon idella (grass carp) is the source of this 804-nucleotide messenger RNA. It is a transcript of the gene nrgna, whose product is annotated as neurogranin (protein kinase C substrate, RC3) a. Gene Ontology annotation, molecular function: calmodulin binding. Lineage: Eukaryota; Metazoa; Chordata; Actinopteri; Cypriniformes; Xenocyprididae. The transcript has 3 exons. Bases 154 to 336 code for a protein of 60 amino acids. The record is from RefSeq and is a predicted model, not a curated record.